Messenger RNA from Nematocida parisii ERTm1, 969 nucleotides. RefSeq lists its product as uncharacterized. Bases 1 to 957 code for a protein of 318 amino acids. NCBI's taxonomy places the organism in Eukaryota, Fungi, Microsporidia. The transcript has a single exon. The record is from RefSeq and is a predicted model, not a curated record.
AUGCAUGUAUUAGAUAAAACAGUAAGUGUUUUUAAAGAGCAAAUAAUCCCAGAACGUAAUAAGAUAAGAGAAUGGCCAACUUCAUUUUUUAUAUGUUUUGACUCUUUUUCAUUAUGCAAUGCCCAAUAUACGUCAAAAUCAUCUAUCAGUUUAUGCCCCUUUUUUAUUUUUUCCUUUUUUUUCUACAAGUGCAUGGAUGGCCCACAGGAGAAUAAGAUAUAUUGGCACAAAAAAGGGAUAAAAAUAGAAUUUGAUUCCUUGAGCAGUGACGAAUCGUGUGAAUCAUCUAACAAAAGUCAUAUUUAUGCCCCUGGGACAAAGAUAGAGCCGCCUUUUUCAGUAGAAGUUGUUUAUAAUAGGUUUUUGCACGAGAAUGAGAAGGAUAUUUCCAUCUAUACCAUAAAGAUAAGCUCUGCUGAUAGCUCUUGGCUGGUUAUUAAAACUUUUACACAGAUCUUAGAAUUACUCUAUAUGGUAAAUCAAAAUACAAAAAUUUUAGAAAAGUUAAAUAUGAAACGAUUUGUAUCAAUAAAAACGACGAACUUUAAUGAUAGAAACAGUCUUAUCGUACUAAUUCUGUCCACCAUACUGAACGACCCAGCAUGUUCUAAGUACAUCCAGCAGUUUAUACUUAGUGACAUACUAAAAACACAGUGCGAACUCUUAUAUAUUAUGAUGCACACUCCGCAGGACAGUCAAAAGAUUUGCUUUAUCGAGAACAAAGGAUGGAUCAGAGGAUGGCAGCCACAGAUGCUAAAAAAAAUGAAUAAUUUAAUCGCUGAAGUAUCUAAAGAUAAAAUAAAACGGAUUAUUCCUAAAAACGAAAUACAAAUUAUCGAUAAAACAGUGAUAAUAAAAGAGUCUACAAAAGAAAGAAACCUAGUCGCAUUAGAAAAAUACACGAUAGACUUGCUUAAAACCUGGCUAAAUGAAGACGAAAUAUCAAUCUAUAAAUAAACAUUGAAAAAU